UGUUCGUAUUUUAUUUUCUACCAACUUCAGCACAGAUUGCAUGCUCUUCCGGUUUCAAGCGCGCGCUGGUUUGUUUUCAAUUUCAAUACACUGCCACUGUGACAGGGAUUGAGAGCCAACUUUUAUGUUUCAUCUUUAUUUAUUAGACUAGGGGUUUAUUUGAUGCUGAUAUCAUCAUGGAUAUUGAUGAUGAAAGGAUGCUAGAUGAAGUACACUCCAUAGCUAGCCACGCCAAGCUAGAACUGAGCGACCUGGCGGGGCAUCCGCAGUGUAUCUACUUUGGUGAGGAGUUGAACCCAGCGUCUAUGAGGUUACUUGAGGUCGACAGUACCAUUCUGAAGUGCGUUGUUGAAGGUCAAAGACUCAUCAUUCGAGGGGACAAGACGGAUCAUGCUGUUCUGUGCACAGACAGUAAGACGUACGAUCUCAAAGUAGCAGAAACAUCCAAUACACUCCUGGUACUCAAAGACUGUUUCACAAAAGACAACUUGCCAAGCGGUGAAAACAGAUUGCAUCAAAAAAGAGUUACAGGUGUCUCGCAUUCGUACCUUGAACUACGCCCUCUCAGGCCACGACUGAAGAAGCUCCAGAUGCUCUUGAAGGAGAACCCCUUUGCUGGAUCCAUUUACGAGGAUACUCCUGAGCACUCAGGCAAGAGAUACACCAUGGACAUGCUCUUAGAUAUUGUACAGGCCAGUGAAGGGGAGAUACGCGAUGAGCUCAUAUCGAUAAAAGCUUGUCUUAUUGAUGGUCAUUGGCGGGUCCUAGACUUUGACUACGAGUCCCAGGUCCUUACUCACAUCCUAUCCCUGGUCCAAGAGAAUUCCUGGUCCUACGAUGAAGUUCCGUUGGAAGAAACACUCUCGACCCUGGAAAAUCUUGAACCAAGGCCUAUAUUAGAACAUUGUUUGAAAUGUUGUGGAGACUUUACCAGAGGGAAAAACGAUGAUGGUUCUGAAGAAGCCAUGUACAGUUUAGACCCAGACAAGGUCUGCAGAUUGUUUGCAGAAAUGUUGUUAAGACCAGCCGAUAAGUUCAAUCUGACUGAAUUUCUAGAAGUCUGGCAGCAGAGUGUACCAGAGGGUAUGGUUACUACUGAACAACAACUGAAGGGCCUGGCUCUCAUAGAUAGGUCAUGCUCUCCACCCGUCACGUGGCACUUCCCGCUCUCAGAUCUCCCAGAGAAUGAACGAGAAAGGUUUGAUGUCUUGUUUAAAACGAAGGAGAGAUGGACGCUAGAUGAGAUUACCUCUUACAUAGAAGAUCUAUCAACAGAGAAGUUAUCGGUGGGUGCGCUACUCCAGAGGAACUGCCGGACAUCACUCAAUGCUGCAGGGAUCAGAGUUUAUAACACAAAGAGGCCCAUCAAGUGACACAAUAGACCAGUUCACGGAUAACACAGUUCACAGAUAGCACAUGUCCCAAAUGACCCAGAGUGUCCACAGAUCUACAAAACAUGAAGAGGUCCCACGUUGUACAUUUUGAAAUAAUCACUCCUACAGCGAUGGAGGUGCUACAUAGAUAGCCUUUGUUUCCCCUUUUGAAAUAAUACUUCCACCCGUGUAUUAUGGAGUGCACUGCUUGUGCAUGAAUGAAUAAUGAUUAAAUAACUUUCAUGAGCACGUA
This is a messenger RNA of Strongylocentrotus purpuratus (purple sea urchin), 1626 nucleotides long. It is a transcript of the gene dscc1, whose product is annotated as sister chromatid cohesion protein DCC1. Bases 177 to 1373 code for a protein of 398 amino acids. NCBI's taxonomy places the organism in Eukaryota, Metazoa, Echinodermata, Echinoidea, Camarodonta, Strongylocentrotidae. Gene Ontology annotation, cellular component: chromatin; Ctf18 RFC-like complex; nucleus. The record is from RefSeq and is a predicted model, not a curated record. Gene Ontology annotation, biological process: mitotic sister chromatid cohesion; maintenance of mitotic sister chromatid cohesion. The transcript has 11 exons.